This is a messenger RNA of Penicilliopsis zonata CBS 506.65, 1467 nucleotides long. RefSeq lists its product as hypothetical. The record is from RefSeq and is a predicted model, not a curated record. The transcript has 3 exons. Bases 1 to 1209 code for a protein of 402 amino acids. Lineage: Eukaryota; Fungi; Ascomycota; Eurotiomycetes; Eurotiales; Aspergillaceae.
AUGUCUUAUUCUGUUCGAUUAAGUUGGCCUGGAUUGAGGCCGUAUGUUGACUCGUCCACAAGAAUACGUUCUUCUAGUAUCAUCAGCGGUGCUAGAGCUCAGGCAAAGCUAGGGGCGUUCAGGGCAUUCAAUUCCCCUCAAAGCUCUCAAUUCGGGUCCUAUUCGCUGCUUAGAAGUGAUACGACUGUCAAUAAGAGCCUGUCUGUCGAAGACACUAGGGAAGCCAGUAUCAUGAAGCCAGUCUACGGCUUCAAUCCCGUGGAGAGUAGAGAUUUCGCUCUUCAAACACCGCCGGUUCGAAGAGGCUUCCUGUCACUACUUGCGAGUAGCUGGGAGAAUGCAAAUAUCAUAAAACCUGAACUGCUGGGCAUUCCCUGGUUAUCAUCAUUUCCUGGAUGCGCCCAGUCAGCCCACCACGGAGAAAUUGUCAGGUCAGGACAAAACUACCUGGCCAGUCUGCUUGCUGGUCGCGCUGAAGGAAAACAGCUUGUCAAUCAAAAGGUCGAGACAGUAGCCAGUUUCGUUGUCCAUCUCUUCCCUACUGGCGAAUUGGAACGCAUGAAGACCCUGAUGAAGUGCUACCUUUUGAUAUUCAUGCAAGAUGAUUCUAAAAAAGUGGCGGCAUUUAGGAAGCUUUUAUCUGAGCAAUUGGAUUCCCGGUAUCCAGCCGACUCCCACCUCAUUCUGAACUGGGUGGACGAUUAUUUCUCCACUCAGAGGCCUUCUCAGUGCCUAGACCACCUCGGCCGCUAUCUUGCAUACCGAGUUCAUGAUGUUGGCGCCGACGUCAUCUUUCGCUCAAUCCGCUUCGCUUGCGAAGCCAACCUGUCGAACGCCCAAUGGAAUGAAACGGACCGACUCCGAGCUCUCUGCAGCAAGCACUUUGCUCUCGUCAACGACCUGUACUCCUACCGGAAGGAAGUAGAGGAGUCGCGCGUACACAACACUCCACUUAUUAAUGCUGUCAAGGUAUUGGAGACAAUUCGGGGUAUAGCCCCUUCUGUGGCUCAGGCAGCCGUCUGCGAUCUCAUAUGGGAGAUUGAGGGACAAAUUGAGACCGAAGCCACCGCUGUAAAGCAGGGGGGUAUGAUAGUAUCUAGUGCACAGCAGCAAUUCAUUGGCGAGAUAAUUUUGGCAAUGGCGGGCAAUGUCUUUUACUCUGCAACCUGUCAUCGCUAUGCCAGAUUCCACCCUGGAUCGAGACUAUGACCAGCACUUGCAACAUUGUACUUUUGUACAGUACCUUCUCAUCGCAUCACUAUGACUAAUGGCACCAUAACCCCCCGUACAAGGGUGGAAGUUGAACUUUUCAUGAUUGGCUCGACCCCAUGUAUUGUUUAUUUCCCCGCCCGGGGUUGCUCUUAAAAGCCGUCCGUUCCCUCCUCCUUGAUUCUUCUAUUCCCUCUCCUUUUAUAAGAUCCCCAACUGUUUGGUCUAGGCAGCUGAUGCAUCUAACCUCGAAAAUAC